UGAGAAAACUAAAAAAAGAAACCACUCGCUGCAAUUCAACUUCCUUAUAUCUCUCUACUUAAAACUAACAAACCUCACCAGUCUCCUCUUUUUAAACUCAACACUCAGGAGAGAACAGAAGCCCUAACAUCCUCAUUUCUUCCACAAAAGACCCUAAAGUCUCCUUUGUCACCAAAAAACCCCCCAGAAACAAAAAAGAAAACUUUUUCUCGGGAGCUCCCUUGAACAUCAAUCCAAAAACUACAGCAAAUGGGUUCAUCGAAGACCGUUCUGCUUUUUGUUUUCGCAUCGGUUUAUGUGUUUUCAUGUGUUUCUUGCUCUGAAUUUGUAGUUGGAGGCGAAGAUGGUUGGGUUGUACCAACGUCCACGAAGGAUUUGUAUAAUCAAUGGGCUUCCAAGAACCGUUUCAAAGUUUACGACACAAUUCGUUUCAAGUACAAGAAAGAUUCUGUCCUGGUGGUGACAGAAGAAGAGUACAAGAACUGCCGAUCCUCUAAACCGGAGUUCUUCUCAAACAAAGGCGACACGGUUUUCAAUUUAGACCGGUCCGGUUUAUUCUACUUUAUCAGCGGUGUCUCCGGCCACUGCCAAAAGGGUCAGAAAAUGAUCAUCAAAGUCCUGGAUGUCGAAUCCCCGCACCAAUCUCCUCCUCCUUCUCCCAUGACUUCGGUUUCCACUAAGAGCCUCGCCGUGAAAUCGGUCCAGUUCCGUUAUACCAGUUUAGUUGCCGUUGCAGUCCUGGUUAUUUCGAUUUUCGCUCUGGUUUAGUUCCGGUUUUCUGAACCCUUUUUCUAUCUAGAAAAGGUUGUUGCUCCGAACAAUGGUCCGGUCCGGUUAAGUGGGUGGUUUAGUUGUGUUUUCUUGGACCGGUUAUCUUUUGGUUUCUACACCCUCUUUCUACUUUAGGAUGAUUUGAUAAUUUAACUGUUUUCAGUA
This is a messenger RNA of Tarenaya hassleriana, 936 nucleotides long. RefSeq names its product early nodulin-like protein 1. The coding region runs from base 250 to 768 and encodes 172 amino acids. The transcript has 2 exons. The record is from RefSeq and is a predicted model, not a curated record. Gene Ontology annotation, molecular function: electron transfer activity. NCBI's taxonomy places the organism in Eukaryota, Viridiplantae, Streptophyta, Magnoliopsida, Brassicales, Cleomaceae. Gene Ontology annotation, cellular component: plasma membrane.